Stylonychia lemnae is the source of this 7893-nucleotide messenger RNA. The record is from the annotation of a GenBank genome assembly. Lineage: Eukaryota; Ciliophora; Spirotrichea; Sporadotrichida; Oxytrichidae.
AUGCCUUAAAGAUACCCAAUAUUUGAUGGAGACAAAAAGCUACAAGGAUUUACGUUUAAGUAGCACAUCGAAUUGCUACCUCACCCAAGAUGGAGAGACAGAUACAAGUUUAUUCAAAGUCUUAAUGAUUAUAUCAAGCAAAGAUAUGAAAAUGAUCAUGACCAUUUCAGAUGCUUCAAUAUCAACUAUGUUUUAUCCCAUCUCCCACUUGAUAAAAGAAAACAAACUGCGUUUUAUAGUGAGUAAGCUAUAUUCGAUUUGAAAUACGAUAAAACUUUUAAUGAAAUGAUAUAUCAUCCCAAGAAGUUCUAACCUCAACUACUUCAUGAAAAAUUUGCUAAGAAAUACAAGAAAUAAGCUGAUGGUACGUACUUUUACGAGAAAGAAUUCGAAAUGAUAGAGGAUAAAUUCCAAAAAGCCGACAGCUUUCUGGUUGAAACUGUUUCUGACGAAAAAGGAGCUGAAUAACUUUUAAGACUCAUUAAGUCAAUACCUUAGCUUAAAUUCAAACUUACAAUAGAGUAAGAGAAAAUGAUAAGCACUCCUAAUAAUUUACUAUGUCUUGGGAGAUCUGGAACUGGUAAAACAACAUCUUCAGCUCUGAGACUUUUCUCAACUGAUGUAUUCUUUAAGUACAUGGACAAUCUUAGAAAAUUUAAGGCAGAUAAUCCUGAUAAGCUUAACCAGCACUUUUAAGUAGAUCCUUACUUCCUCAACAAACCUACUUCGUUAAAGCUGGUAUUUGUGACUUUUUCUCCAGUCUUGACAAAUGAAGUAAAGAAAUUUUAUGAAGAUACCAAGCAGCAUUUCAUUCAGCAGUUAAUCAUCAGAAGGGAAAAGCUUCUUAAAAAAGAAAUGAUGAUGCAGGAGGAAAGAAAGGAUUAUGAAGUUAUUGAUGAUUAUAGUGAAAAUGAAGAGGAGGAAAUCCUCGGAGGAGACUCUACUCAGGCUGACUAAAAUGAUCUUCAUACCUACUUGAAAUUAGAGUAAGACAUUUUUCAAGAUGAAGACUAACUUGAGAAACAAUUAAAGCUGCCCUCUUCUAUGGAUAGUCUUAGUGCAGACCAUUUCCCUCUAUUUGCUACUGUCAGAAGAUUAAUUUAUAUGAUUGAUGCAAGCUUGCAGAGCUCCUUUUUUUCUCGAAAUAGUGAGGGUGGAAUUGUAGGAAUGGACUCAGGAGUUGAAUGGCACAAUGAGAAUAGAGGAGUCUUUAUGAUAAACUAGUAUUUCAAAUCUCAACAUAGUUAUGAUGAAAAGAUCAAGAAGCUUGGUGCUAAACUUAUGAAGUUAGAUGAGGAACUUGAGAUUGAUGAUCUUGUAGAUAUUGAUGACCAUCAAUUGGACGAUUAUUAUGAUCAACAAAAUGUAAAAGCCCAAGAAAAUAUGGCUUCUUUUAAUGUCUCAGGGGGUUUGGCUAACUAAAUCGGUAAUAAUGAUGGUUAUAUGGCUUAAUGUAAUCUUACUGGAAGAACUUUGAGUUUUGAAGUUGACUUUGAAACAUUUAAAAACAGAUUUUGGCCUAAGGUCGCCAACUGGACUAAACUUACACCCUUGGUUGUGUGGACUGAAAUUUUUUCAGUCAUCAAAGGAGGAGCAUAAAGCCAUUGCUUUGAGAAUCAAGUAUAUCCUUUUAUACUCUAUAUUGGUGACGGGGCUAGAUCCACAAGAAAAUUAGAUGCAGCAAAGUUCCUAACAUUACAAGAAAAGGUGAUGAUCUACUAGAUCUUUAUGCAUUAUGAAAAGUGGAAGGAUAGUAUGAUGGCUUAUGAUUUUAAUGAUGUCGUUAAUCAUAUCAUAGUCUAAACUAAAUAAGGCCUUAGGCCUUAAUAGCAGAUUCACUUCCUUAUGGUUGAUGAAGUCUAGGAUUUAACACCAAAUAUCUUAUUUCUUUUAACAAGCAUUACUGAAAAGAACAUAUUCUUUUGUGGAGAUACCGCCUAGACAAUAGCAAAAGGAGUGGGUUUUAGAUUUUACAAUCUCAAAACAGUAUUUUAAAGUACUCAAUAUUUCAGUGCGCCAUCAGUUCUCUAGUUAGUAAAAAAUUUCAGAUCUCACAGUAGGAUUCUUGAUUUGGCUAAUUCUGUUGUUUCACUGAUAGAACUGAUAUUCCCAAAGACCAUUGAUAAGCUAAUGAAAGAAUCUUCAGAUAUGGAUGGACCUAAACCAAUUUUCAUUGAUCCUGCUCAAUCUGAUGAAUAACUUGAAAGUUUACUUUUUUCAAAAUCAUUUGCUAGCUAAUCUUCUGAAUCCGUGGGCAAUGGACCUUAGUUUGGAUGUAAUCAAGUAAUAAUUGUUAGAGAUUAAGAAAGCAAGCAUAAUUUACCUGAAUUCUUAAAAUCUAUGCUAUGUUUAACUGUGUAUGAGGCUAAAGGACUGGAGUUUGAUGAUGUAAUCUUAUUUAAUUUCUUUGAAGACAGCAAAUGUGGAAAUUAAUGGAUAUUGAUGAAGGAUAUUGACUAUUCAUAAAGAGUAAUUAAAAAGCUAUUUAAAGAUUUUGAUUUCCUCAACUUUGACAAAUUAGAUAUUGAAGAGAAAGAGGCAUUAGAAGAUACUAAUUUUGAUCCAGAGGAGAGAAACAAGAUCAAGACAUUCAUUAUUAAUGAUGACGAAGAAAUAGAAACUGAACUUAUUUUAAAAAGAGAAAGGGGUCAAGUUUACAGAUAGUAUGCUCAGUUAUGUACAGAACUUAAAUUCUUAUAUGUAGCAAUUACCAGACCUAAAAAAGUACUUAUCAUCUACGACUCUGACAAUUCAUUGAGAAAACCCCUUCAGGAUUUUUGGGCCAGAUAAGGUUUGAUAAGUGUUGUUAACAAGGAGAUGCUUUUUAAUCAUUCAAUAAUUCCUUAGGAAGUUUAGUAAACACUUAGAUCUGGAAUUUCAAGCAAGAAAGCUACUGAAGAUGAAUGGAAAAUUCAGGGUAUUUUGCUAUUCAAGAAAAAGUUCUAUCAUUCUGCUAUAUAAUGCUUCAAAAACGCUAACGAUAAGGACCUUGAGAUAAGAUGUAUAGCUUAUUAGCAUGCAGAUAAAGCACAAGCACUAUUAGGGGAGGUAGAGUCUAAGCAAGUUCAAUCAAGAAAUAAAAUCUAUAAGAAAAGUGAGAGAAAUCAAAUGAAAAGAGAGAUAAAGGAUAUGAAAAAUGAUGCUAAUAAAGAAUUAGAAUUAGCUGGUUCUUAUUUCGAAUAAAUCGGAAUGCAUCGACAUGCAGCUUAAUGUUUUUGUUCUGCUUAAAAGUUAGAUAGAGCUGCAGCAAUGUUUGAAAGCCUAGUCAAUUAUGGGUAGUCAGCUGAAUGCUACUUAAAAACUGGGAACUACAGAAAAGCAGCAGAUUUUUAUGCUAAAGCAGGAUUAUUUGCUAAUGCUUUCGAAUGUUAUGAAAGAUUGUAAGAUUGGGAAGGUCUCUUGUUAUGUCUAAGCUAAAAUAAAUUAUUCUUCAAAAAAGAAGAAAGAGAAUCUCUAAUUGAAAAAUAUUUCCCGAUUGCACUCAACUAGUUGUAUCACAUUUAUUCCUAAUUAGAUCCAUCAUUGUAAGGUAUAGGAAUGGAUGAAGAAAAUAAGGGAAAGCUUUAAGAAAUGAGAAUCAAAUUAAAGUUUAUGAAGAGCAUCAGCAUCAUUCGAGAAGAUCAAUAAGAAUAUGAAGAAAGUGAUUCAGAGGAGGAAGAAAAAGGAAUAGAAUAAGAAUUAUAAGACUAAGAAAAUUAAAUAGAAAAUAGCGAUCAAGAGAUUAAACCAAUGCUUACUACUUAAUUUAAGGAGGAAACAAAGUAGUUAGAAGAGUCUUAAUCAUUUGAGAUAAUUGAUACCACUACUAAUAAGGGUAAUCUUAAUGAGACUGAAUCAAUUUACAUUAUUGAUGACGAAAAUGAUGAAAAUAAAUAAUAAUUGUAGAAUGAAGUAGAAAAUGAAUAAGAGGAACAAAAAAUUGAUGGAGAGAUUUAAAAAAUUGAUUUGGAUAGUCAGAAUAAUUAAUUUGAAGUCCUAUCUUGUCUUGAUCCAGAUGAUGAAUUUUUACAAUCAGGCAGGAGUGUUUCACUUAUAGAAUCGCUGGUUUCAAAAGCAUCAGAUUCUUUUAGUGUAAUAAGCUCGCAUUCAUCAGCGUAUUCUUUGAUUGGAAAAUCCAAGAUUCACUCAUUGGUAAUGAGUAUAUAUUCAGAAUAAACCUCAAUGGCUGUAGAAUAGAUGAGACACUCAAAAGUUCAAGAUAGAGCAGAUUAAACUCUAGAUUUAAUAUCAAAUAUUUCAAGUAUCUCUGGUUAGAACUCAGCCAUAAGCCUUAUGAAUCAAUCAAGAUUCUCUGCUAUUGAAAACGAAAGAGAUACUUAUGCAGAGGAUAUAGUUAUGUAAAAAAUUAUUUACUAUGUCUCCUUGUUCUCUGAUGAUGUUAAAAGCAGAUUAAAUGAAAUGCGCUCUAAAGACACUUUAGGCCAUCUAUAAAUAUAGUAAGAUCCUAAUGAUGGAUUUGACAAUUAGUUCAUGUAUAUUGAUCUAGACGAUAUUUCAUAGGAGCUUUUACACUUGAUUUUAGAUACUUUAGAGCAUUAUGAGCUAUUCAGAUUAUGCCUUAUUAUUUGUAACAGAUACCAACUUAAAGAUAAAGUAGCAAGAUAUUUGAUAUCAAUUGGCAAUAAAUACUCAAAUCUUAAAAACUUUAAACAAAACUUCUUCACAAAACUUAAGAAAAAUAACGACGUAAAGGCUUAAUAAAUAUACUCAGUUAUUGCUCAUGAGGCUAUUCAUAAUGUUCUAUAAUUAGUGGAAAAGGAUUUCUUGAAAUUAGAUGAGCAAGGCAAGGAUACUAUUAAUAUCAAGGAUAAUUGCUUUGAUAAUCUUUUUAUCUAAGGAUUUUGGAGAAAACUUGUGUUCCUAAUGGAUACAGAAUCUUCACUUUAAUUAUGUAAAUCAAUGGGAGAUAGAGAAUCAUUCAAGCUAUUGUAUCUUAUUUAUAGAUGUAGCAUUAAAGACCCCAUUUUAAUAAGAAGUGCAUUAUCAGGUUCCUCAUAUGAAUUUGAAUAGUAUAUAAAGCAAGAUGUUAAUUAAUAGACCCAAAUAUUAGCAGGUGAGGUUCUUGUAUAAGAUGAAAUAGAAACGUUCAGAGAGAUAUUUAGUAAUUAUUGCAAUAAAAAAACAGUUUACUAAGAUAAUUCUGAAUAAACUUCAAUGAAUAACUAUCUUUCAAGAUAAAGAUAAUUAAUUUCGAUCAAGAGUUAGGAUGAUGUUAGAAUAAAGAAAGGAAAUUAUUUGUAUAUUAAAAGAAUAGUUGCAUUAUUAUACUCUCUGGCUCAACAAUUCUAAUAAGGCUAACAUCAGAAUUUAUCUUUCUUUUUAUACUCAAUCAAUAAAAAGAGCAUGAGUGAGAUUAUGCUCCUAAUUAUAAGGACUCUAAAGAUCUUGAUUUAUAAUAAACCUUUUAUCGAGCUUGAAAAUAAGAAAAAUCAUUACAAAAAGCAGGAUUCUUUAUACAAAAUAUCUGAGGAGAUAAAAAGAGUAAUACUGUUGCCUUAUAAAGUAUAUUUAUUGGAUGGGCUAGAAAUUUUUGAAAAAUUAAGUGAUCAGUAUUGUAUAGUUCAUUCUAGUUCCUCUAUCCUAAAAUAAAUUUAAGACAAACAUUCUGAUACUUUUGAUUUCUUCAAAAAUGGAGCCUACUUUGAAAUUUAUAAAAAGUUGAGAGAAUAAUAUUAAUAAAUCCAUCUUAUUAAUUCAAUGAAGCAGGCUAUAGAAAAAAUAGAGAAAAGCUUCGAUAAUAAUACAGAUCUGAAAAAACUAAAUUUACCUUUUCCUUGCGACCUCAAUGGAUUUGAAUAUUUUUUGGUACCAAAAUAGUGGGUUUUUGAUAUAGUUUUUGUAAAUUCAGUUUGCUUUGUAAAGUUCUUAUUGAAAAAUAGUGAAACUUAACAAUUUACCUAGUAAGAAAAAAUAAAAAGAGUCAGUAUCAUGAAAAGAUUGUAGAAAUUAGCUAAAUCAAAUCUUAAUAAUAUUUAAUCUGGAUAUUUAGAGCGAUAAAAUGUAGUAAACCGAAUAUAACUAUUAGUAAUUCCAAUUUGUAGGCAAUUCUUUAAAGUCAUACACGAUGAUAAAAUUCCAGGACUGAUAGAGUAGACUAUAAGUCAAAUUCAAACCAUGAUUGAAGAGGUGAAUGAUAGCAUUCUAGAGAGGAAUAAAGCUAUCAUUUCAAAGUAUCAAUAUAUAACAAGAUUACCUCACAAUAUCAUUAUUAAGACUAAAAAUUUAAAAGAAAAAUCUGAUCCAGAAGAAACAUUCAAUAAAAACUAGAUUAUAUCUUUCGCGUUCUAAUCACUUAGAGAGGCCUUUGGAGGAGUGAACAAAAAGGAUAAAUUUUACACAAAGGCAUUGAAUGCUUUCAAAAUGUUUGCAUUAGCUGAUGAAUACAUAUUAAUGAUGGAGUAUCUGAGAGGCAGAAAGAAGAGAGCAUUAAGGUCUGAAAAAAAUAUAAUAGCCAAAAAUAACAUCUUAAAUGGAAUCAAGCAUGUUUAUGAUUUAUUAGACGCUCAUGUUUACAUCAAGAAUAACUUAUGGGUGCAAGGAGUAAAUUACAUCUAUUCAUUCCUCAAUAGCUGCUUCGAUCAUUUGAAAUUUACUCAGAUUAUUUACCUAAUUGAGGGAGGCUUCUACAGAUCUCUAUUCAGCUAUUACAUAUUCAGAAAUAAAAUGAAGGAUGGAGUUCUUAUACCAGAUUACGCUAUGCAUCAUAUUGAACCAGAAUCAAAUUAUCAAUGCUAACCGCUAAACUAGACUAAGUCUUUAUUUGAGAUUCUAAACAUUGAAUACUUUGAGAUAAAAAUUGAAAAAGCAAACGAUAUUAAAAUGAUUAAUGAGGCAUUGUAUUGGUGCGAAAUAUUACUCAAAGUUCUUAAUCAGGACAUAGAGUAAUUGCUUUAUGAGAGUAUUUAUCAUAGAGUGUAUAAUAUUAUGAUUUCACUAAUGGUCAACAUAACAUCCAAGGAAUUGCAAUAAGAGUAGAAGUUGCAAGAAUACAUUAUUGAUAUCGCCAGUGGUUUACUCAAUAGCAGCAUUGAUAAAAGAUUUCCUGAAUGCAGAGCAAUGCUUCAAUACAAAAGAAUUCACGAGUAUCUAGAAAAUUAAGUGCAUACAACUUCAGACAAGAGAUUGUUUACCUUGCUGAAAUUCAAGCAAGAAAAAAAUAUUAAAAUUAAAGAGCAUGGGGGUUUUGUCAGGCUUACUAAGGGGAUGGAGUACGAUAAAGAAAUUUAGACUUAGCUAAACAAAUAAAUGGAUAAAGCUUACUAUGUAGAGAUGAGUAUCAUGGCAAAGCACUAUGCAGCUGCAAACUACAUUUGCAGAAUUUACAGAGAAAUAAAAUAGAAGAGGACACUGAAUAAAUAGUUAGAAGGUGAAAAAUAAGAGAGUGAAGUGAAGAAAGUGUUUACAAAUCAAUAUAGUUAGUACCUUCAGGUGGUAGAUAAAUUCUCAAAAGGCCUUCGCAGAGUUUACAUAGAUGAAGUAAAGGAAAAUAUUGUGGCUACACUAGAUAGCUUUGGCUCCUUAAAAAGAUAGCUGAUUCAACUAAGUGUCUCUAAGAUUGUACACAACUCUUUAGAUUUACACUACCUUAAGAAACAAAUUGACCUUUUGCAUAAUAGGUAGCUAGAAUUAACUAGAGCCAUGAAGCUGGCUUUCACAUCUCAUAAUAAUGUUGAGAUUAUGAUGAAAGUCAGUAAUUUGUGUGUUGGCUUUAAAGAAUUUAUUGCUGUUGAAACAAAAAGUAUUGCUGAUUGGGUAACAUAGAAAGCAGAGCCAAACAUAAUUGAGCUUGAGAAGAAACAGCUCAACAUAAGAAAUAAAUGGGAGACUUUGGUUUAGUUCUAGAAAAGAAAGAGGACUCUACUCAAGCAUUUAACAAGAAAAAAUAAGCUUUGA